Bactrocera oleae (olive fruit fly) is the source of this 10492-nucleotide messenger RNA. RefSeq names its product casein kinase I gish (gene gish). Gene Ontology annotation, molecular function: protein serine/threonine kinase activity; ATP binding. The record is from RefSeq and is a predicted model, not a curated record. NCBI's taxonomy places the organism in Eukaryota, Metazoa, Arthropoda, Insecta, Diptera, Tephritidae. Gene Ontology annotation, cellular component: cytoplasm; plasma membrane; nucleus. Gene Ontology annotation, biological process: endocytosis; positive regulation of canonical Wnt signaling pathway; peptidyl-serine phosphorylation.
CAAACAUGUAUAAUAAAUCGAAUAUUGUCGACUUUAAAUCAGUAUAAUUAGUAAGAUUUUCGUAUUGUCAUUUUAUCCAUUAAGAUUUCUCCAAAUUGCUUACCAAUUCGUUCAACUUCACUAUCUGGUGUGCGGUUUUCUACCACACUCUUGUUUUUUGUCCCGUUCACACUAAGGCGGCACGCAAUAUGUGCUGAAGAGUGCCAUUGUUAGUGGACUUUUAUAACCAUCUGCGGUUUCGUUUCUUAUUGUCCACAGGGUGACAGUGUUAAAAUAUACGUGGGGUAUGAUGAUUAAAAUUGGGUGUUUUCGUCUCGCCUCUUCGUUGUGAAGCUGCAAUGCGGCUAUUCGGCGAGACAGUUCUUUUAAGUGUAUUUAUAUGGUAUUAAAAUUAUAAAUUCAUUAAUAGAAUUGCAAAACAUAUGAAUAAAAGUGAAAUAUUUAGUGCAUAUUAGUUUGUUUGGAAUUGAAAUAAAUAAAUUGACAACAAGCUUGUAGCUAUUUGACUCGACUAGUUUAUGCGCGCUUGAAGAAUGCUAAAUUACCCUCAAGUAUUGAUAUGUUCCAUAACCAAAAUGUUGCAAUCAUUACGUAUAUGUUUGUCCAUAAGUGAAAAUUCGGUCCAUAUAUUGGCUAAUAACUGUUAAAAUUAAUAAUACCGAUCAAUUUCAACUACACCAUCAAGCUCACGUUACAACGUACAUAUUUCGCAAACAUUGCAAAAACUAUUCGCAAGUGCAUAUACAGAUUCUGAUAAAUCGACGCCAAAACUACUUAAUGUUUAAACAAUAUUUCGAAAAUAAGUGAGAAUAAAGCCUAACAAUUUCUAAUUAAUGUUCGGGACUGUAUGUGUCGUUUAUGCUUCUGUGCGAAUGAAACGUUCUCAAAAGUGAAAAUUAAAAAUCCUGUUCACAAAUAAAAACACGACUAGGUUAAAUCAAUAAUUAACCGAAUACAACUAACUUAAAAAUUGCUAAAAAGAAUAACAACAACAACAUAAAAGUAAUUGUAAACCGGAUGUUUAUGUUCAUACAAUUUCUGGAGUGUCAAGCCAAUUUUCCAAUCAAUAUACACACGUUAUUAAUGGUUACAACGUUUAAUAUGACAAGAUAAUGUUUUUUUUUUCUUUUUUUUUUGAAAAUGCUGAAUUAAUAAAUAAAAAUCGAUUUAUAUUCAUAUAGUGGUAAAAUAUUUCAAAAAAAUAACUUAAUAUUAAAAAAAAAUCUAUUCAGUUCAACAACUCAUGCCAAUACUGUUACUGAUCCGAACCGGAUAUUUUAAAUAACUCCAAUAUUUGAAUAUUGGGUGAAAGUGGAUUUAUUGAACAAAUCAAUGUUGUAAACUCUGCCUGGUGACAAUAAAUGCAAAUGCUCCACCACAGUCCACAAUAUAAAUUAUGUCAAACUAACAAAUGCUCAAUUGUAAUUUUUUUGUCACUAACAAUUUUUCAGUUCAAUAAUAUUUGUGUGAAGAUUUGAUUUCGUCACUACAAAAAACAUGCGGUUAAAAAUAUACUAAACUUACAUCAUCGAUAUACAAAAUCAAUAUCAACGGCAGCAAAUUCUUUAAAUCCGGCGGAGAUUAUAAUAAGAUAUCAUUUUCGAACAAAAAACAAAACAACGAUGUAAUUUGGCAUAUCGCAGCCCAGUGUAACCAUAGUCGACAUAGAGAAGGGGUUGCAUCCAUAAUAAACGGGUAUCACGCUAAUCGCAAUUCAAAAACAUACAACGUACAGUAUACGCAAUUGAGUUCAUCGAGUAUUGAAUAUCAGCGACAACCGUUUGUUGAGUGUAACGCAUUUAACAACAACAAAGGCAUAUUAUUGUUUUAUAUUGCGUAAGGAUUCGCGUGUCCUAGCAUGUGAGGAAGUGUGUGCAUGUGCGUGUGACGGCAAACUCAUAACGUACAAACGUAACUCAUCAUUGUUAUACGCCGUCAAUAUCAAUAUCUCUGUUGUUUUUUUAGUCGUUGUAAUUGAAAUUUUUUUUAAUUUCACGUGGUUAAGUUAAAUUCACAAUUUUCGUUAACCUUCAAUAAGAACUUUCUAACACUUACCAACUACUUGGUUUUGUGGUUAUUUUGCAAAUAUUUGCAAAACCAUUCAUUUCUGCUGCACCAACCCACAUUGCAGUUUGCUGGCUGCUAAAGCUAUAAGAAACGCAAAAUUGCGACCACAGCAAUAGAAAUGCAAAGACGAGAAAAUCGUGAAAGGCAGAGCUCUGGUGGUGGAACACAGGCUGCUGGAACAUCAGGUACCGGUGGUGGUGGUGGCGGCGGAGGUGGUGGAGGCGGCGGAACGCGUAACACAACCAGCUCUGGCAACAUGUAUGCCACCCGCCAAGCUGUAGGCGCCUCCACGGGGGUACUUAUGGUCGGACCAAAUUUUCGUGUUGGUAAAAAAAUUGGCUGUGGUAAUUUCGGAGAACUGCGUUUAGGACGACGGAUGUGCUUUUUUGGUGGCAGCGGUGGCAGUGGCAAUGGCAACGCCAGUUCAGAUGCAGAAGGCAAAAAUCUGUACAACAAUGAACACGUAGCAAUAAAAAUGGAGCCUAUGAAGUCAAAGGCUCCGCAACUACAUUUAGAGUAUAGGUUUUAUAAACUAUUAGGAUCACAUGAUAAUUGUCCAGAGGGUAUACCGCGUGUGUAUUAUCUGGGCACAUGUGGUGGCCGUUAUAAUGCCAUGGUAUUAGAGUUAUUGGGACUGUCCUUAGAAGAUCUCUUCAAUAUUUGUUCCCGUAAAUUUUCUCUUAAGACUGUACUGAUGAUAUCUAAGCAACUUCUCCACCGAAUCGAAUAUGUUCAUAGUCGGCACUUAAUAUAUAGGGAUGUGAAACCGGAGAAUUUUCUCAUAGGCAGAACAUCAACGAGACGGGAAAAAAUUAUACACAUAAUUGAUUUCGGUUUGGCCAAAGAAUACAUUGAUUUAGAUACAAAUAGGCAUAUACCAUAUCGGGAGCAUAAAUCUCUCACCGGCACCGCACGUUAUAUGUCAAUAAAUACACAUAUGGGCAGAGAGCAAUCAAGACGCGAUGAUUUAGAAGCAUUAGGACACAUGUUUAUGUAUUUCUUAAGAGGUUCACUGCCGUGGCAAGGCCUUAAGGCUGAUACACUUAAAGAACGAUAUCAAAAAAUUGGUGAUACAAAACGUGCAACACCCAUUGAGGUGCUUUGCGAUGGACAUCCCGAAGAAUUUGCAACAUAUUUACGUUAUGUGCGGCGAUUAGAUUUUUUUGAAACGCCCGAUUAUGAGUUUCUGCGAAGACUGUUUCAAGACUUAUUCGAUCGUAAAGGCUAUGUGGAUGAUGGAGAAUUUGACUGGACAGGGAAGACAAUGACCAAGGAACAACUUGAACAAAUGAAGGUUAUCAAGAAUGCGCCACCUUCACAUUUAGCCAAAAAUAAAUCAGACAAGUCAACGCCCGUCGGAUCUCUGCAAACCGGCCAUGAAGUCAUCAUUUCACCAAAUAAAGAUCGUCAUAAUGUAACGGCUAAGGAUAUUUCAUAUUUUGAUUAUGACGAAGACGAGGAUGAUGGUGAUGAGGAAUAUUUGAUACUCGAGACAAAUGCCAAAGGAGGCGUUGCUGCGUGGCCGGAUGUGCCAAAACCAGGCGCCACACUCGGCAAUCUAACACCGGCCGAUCGGCAUGGUUCCGUGCAGGUUGUGAGUUCCACAAAUGGCGAAUUGAAUGCGGAUGAUCCCACAGCUGGCCACUCAAAUACUCCUAUAACGCAACAGCCCGAAGUGGAGCUUGUCGAUGAAACGAAUUCAUUCCUGUGUUGUCUUUGCAGAUGUUGUUGUUUCUUUAAACGAAAGAAGAAGAAAUCAUCACGUCAAAAAUGACUAGACGGUGUCCAAUGUAGUCCAGAACGCGAAGCGGUAACACUGCUACGCGCCACUUCACAUUCAAAUUCACGGGAUAGCGUAUUGAAUAAUCCAAGUCAGGAUUAUAUACAACAGGCAACGUCACAGCAUACGUUGCGUUAUCCUCCAUCCGCGUCGAUGUUGACGCCAACACCAACUACAAACACACCGACACUUCCGUUGUAAUUUAUUAUAUACAUACACGCAUACAUGCAUACAUACAUACAAACAUAACGCAGCAUAACAUACAUACUACAUUUACCAUUUAUUUAGUUUAAAUGAAAAGAAAAUGCAAAAAAAUUUGAAAAAAAAAAACAAUAUAAAAAUCUGCAGAAAAUUACAAAAAUAUAGUAAAACGAUUAUGAAAAACGGUUGUAAGAUCUACAAAAAAAAAAAUAUGUAUGCAUUUUCAAAAACACACACAUUUCAUUUAAAGCGUUAACGAAGCAGCGUAAAUUGUAAAAAAAAAUAUAUAUAUAUAAAACAACAACAAAUUGGCUGACAGUCGGCAGAAGAAAUAAGGAAUUAAGCAAAUUAUGUCAGCAAUAUACCCCGCACACACAGUUAGUUUGGGCGACCAUGCGCUGUUCAAAAAAAUACAAUAAAAAUGUAAAUUUCAUUUGUAAAAAUUGAAAAGUGUUCGCAAAAAACGGGUAUGUACUCGUUUUUGAAAAAAAAAUUAAAAUUUCGUUUAUAACGAAAAACGGAGGUGGUUGAGGCUAAAACUGGCCCAUUGAUUACAUAGUUGUAUGCAUGCUCCAACACAGUGACAAGUGCAACAGCUAAUCUUUGCUUUGAAAUAUCGUUGCCUAAAAGCGGCCAUGUUGUAUAAGUAGCAUACUUUUAGGCGCACUAGCUGGAAAAUUUGAUUUCAUGUGCAGAAACAAUAAUUUUGCGCAAAUAAUCUAUUUUUUUUUUAAUUUUUGGAAAAUUUAUUGCAAGCAAAUAAGUAGCUGUACAAUAUCGGCCUGAAAUAAUUGCUGCUAUAAAGUAGUAUUUAUCUAAAAUAUGAAAGCUUUAUCAAAUUUGGCAUGCCACUCGCGUAAUAGCCAUCUUUAACGCUACAUAUAUGUAAACUUCUGCACGAAACAGCAAUUUUUCAUGCGUCUAAUAAAGCGCACGCCCAACAGCAGGUGCACAACCAUCAACGCCAUUCUGAAAAAUUCCAACUUUAACCAACUAAAGGUGCCGUUGUGCUUUCCCUACCCACGGUCAACCCUGGUAAAAAAUCUUUUGCGCAUUACGCCUCAAUUUCCUACUGAAUUCUAAAGCUAUACUCUACAUUUAAUACACAACCACCCACCUUCACGCCCCUAAAGCGUUCAACCUGCCAAUCAACACAACCAAACCAGCACUGUGUAUGCAAUAACAACUAAUUAGCUGCUAUCUAUGGAUUAUGUUUGAAAGCGAAAAGUUACUACUAAAAAUUGAAAAAUGUCAAAUAUUUUGAAAUGUGAGCAGUUGUUCGUUCAGCUCCUCACAGCAGUAAGGCAAAGAUUUUUUGCGUUUGCGCUACCGACAAACAUUGUAUGCAUAAUUUAGUGGAAAAUAUAAAAAAAAUUAAACGAAAAACAACAAACGAAAACUAACGCCAGAAGAAAGAGAAACAAAUUGUAUUUGCAGAUUUUUCUUUAAAUAUCUAUACAUACAUAUAUAUAUUUUUUGUUUAUUUAAUUUAAAGCAAACGUUUCUUACCUAGAUACUAUUACUAUUAAUUAAUUAAUUAAUGUUUAUAAUUAUAUUGAUAACUUAUAAUUAUAAGUGAUUAUAAUUAUUAUAAUAUUUUUAUUUUAAAUAAUAUUUACGUUAUUGUGUUAAUUUAUAAUUGUAUAAUUUAAAUUAUAUCACAAUGAAAGAAGUAAAUUUAAAAACAAAAAUAAUUAAAAAUAUACACACAUCUAUACAUACACAACCAUAUACUACAUUAAAACAAAGAAAGCGAAAUUUUACAAAAAUGUGUCUAAUUUUUCUUUUGAUUUUCUGCAACAAAUAUUGGCUUACAAUACAAACAGCAGCCGAGCACCGAUUUUUGCUAAAACUAAUUUUGCUAUAAAUAAAAAGUCAUAAAAAAAUUGUUGGCGGCGCAACAUAGUUUUUUAAAAAACAGUACGCUUUCAUUAUGCUAUAGAAAAAUUCUAAAAAAACAAAAAAAUAUACGCCGCUAGGUGGGCAACAAUUAUCACAGCUUGACUCCUGAAAAUAUGCACCAUAUUUGGUUACUGCUAUUUAGCUGCAGCCAAUUGCCACUUCCACUAUUUCCUUGAAACCUUGUAAUAGGUGCACUCAAAACAGAAUAGUAUUUUUUUCCAAAACUAAUUUUGUGAUCAUCAUUAGCAGCGGUGUUGCAGAUACUUGUACCCAAAGCUGUCACAGGAGCUACAGAUAUUUAUAUACGAACAAGUACGCUCAUGUUAAAUAGUUUGGGAGCGCAUUUUAAGCUGUUAUAACAAUAAUUGCAACAAAAAUUUUAUUGCGCAACUUGAAUUGUUAGGUUAACAACCACAACAACAACAACCAUUUUUAACAAGCGCUGGAAACAGUUGGCACAUUUUUGUUAUGAUUUUUAAGGUACUAUUUGCUUUGGCUCUUCAUUGUGCUGCGCAGUUGGGUUAUUUAUUUUAUUUUAUGUUUUUUUUUUUUUGAAUCAUGACUGUGUUAAAUUUUAUUAUUGAUUCAUUUUUUCCAAAAUACAAUUAUGGCUGUGCGAUUUAGCGUUUAAAAAAUUGCUGCUAACCGAUUUUUUUUUUGUUUGCUGUGCGUUGAGAAAAUUGUGGUUCAGUCAUUAAUUUUUGUUAACCUCAAUUUUUCGAAAAAAUUUACCCUGUAAACUGAUGAAUGAAAAUAAACAUGAACAUAGAAAAAAUUAAAUAUUUUCCAAAAAUAUUAUUUAUAACGCAUUAACAUAUAGAAAUAGAAAUUAAAUAAAUUUAAUUGAGCAAAUUCUGCAUUUUGUGAAAAUCGUAAAAAAAAAUAAUUUUUUCAUUUUUUUUAUUUUUUGUUAAGGGAAUGAAAAUUUAAAUGUAUAGUAUUUUUAGUAUCCAAAAAAUUAUUCGCCUAAAAUAUUAUUUGUAUUAAUAGUACGAGUAAAACGCUGAUUAUGCUAUAAAUUACUAAUUUUUUUUAAGUAAAACAAUUGUAUUUCAUAAAUUGUAAAUUUAGACCAAAUUUUGAAAAUUUAUUUUUAAAUUACACAUACCUAGUUUCUUAGUAAACGGCUUAAUUAUUCAAAUUAUGUGGAUUUCGAACUUAACUAGACCAAAUAUUAAAAAAAAAUCACAUAAAACAAAAUUAUUGCAACUAAAAUGACUUAAAUUGUAAAUUAGGCUAAGUUCUACUGCUCAUUACUCAUUUAAAAGCAUUUGUGAAAAAAUCUAAAAUAUGUCUCGUAGGUGAAGAGUUAAAGGUUGAAAUCCAAAAAUGCCGAUAUUACAAAAAUGCUGCAGUUUUUUGUUGGCUUUUAGAAUGAGAUAAUUAUAAAUAACUUAUAAACGUAUUUAAAAUUUUUUUUUUAAAUAGUAAAAUAAUUGGCUGCUAAAUAAAUAAGUUGUAAACAUAAAUUGUAUUAUUUAAUAAAUCAGCAACAAAAUCUUUAAACCGUAUUUUUUAUUAAAAAUUUGUUUAAACACACAUUUUUUCUAGUGCUACAGUUUGGAAAAAAGAUUAUAAAUAGUUUUUACUUAAAAUUUAUUUUGUGAGAACGGCAACUGUUUAAUUUAUAGCAUAAUUAAAAAACAAGAAAAAAUUUAAACUUUUAGUAAUAAAGUUAUUCAGAUUGGAGUGCCUUGCAUUUAUAUUAUAGUUUUUUAGUGCACAUUACACAAAUUAUAAUUUUUUUUUUAUUUUAUCAAAAAUAUAUUCUUUGUUUUUUGAAAUUCGAAAAUUUUUUUUAAAUUCUUAAAAAUAAUAUAUAUAUAUUCAUACAUAUACAUCUCUUUUGGAAUUUUAUUAUUAUUUUUAAUUGUAUUAAAAAAGAUUAAAAAUUUAUUUCUGAAUUAAACUCUGUUAAUAUUUUUAGGUUUUUGAAAAAUUUUUCAUUUGAUAAAAUUGAAAUUAUAUUAAAAAAAAUUUUUUUUUAUUAAAAAAAUUAGUAAACGAAUAAAAAAGAAUAUUAAAAAUUGUAAAACCUAGCAGAGAAUUUUAUUUGAAACAUAUUUUUAAUAAUCUUUGCAAAUUUGAAAUCAAAAUUUCAAGCAAUUUGAUUUAAAUUUUCAUUUCUUUCAACGAUUUCCAGUAAAGUUGCAAAAAAUAUUCUAAUAAAAUGUUUUUAGAAUUUUAGUUUUUGGUAUUUUUUUUAUUUACAAAAAAAAAAAAAGUUUUGAAAUGCUUUACGUAUUUUCUUUCCAGAAAAGUAUCUAAAAAUACAAUGUUUAUGAAGUUCCAAUUUUUGAUGUCUUGCUAAUUCUGUGUUUUGAUUAUUUACAACAAAACUUUGUUUUGACAAAAAAAGGUUCAAAAUAUAUUCCAAAUAAAUGUUUUUAAAAUUGCGGUUUUUAAUAAAAUUAGUUUUGAAAUGCUUUACAAAUUUGUUUUCCGAAAAAUUUUCAAAAACUAUGCCAACAAAGAUUUUAGACAUUUAUUUAUUCUUUGUUUUUUUUUUAUAUUUUUUUUAUGUACAAUAAAAAUUAGUUUUUUAAUGCUUUAUGAAUUUGCUUUAUUAAUAAAAAUAAAAUAAAAUAUUUUAUUCAAAAGUUCAAAAUUUAUUUUCUAAUAUAUGGUGUUAUACAUAUUCCACAUUAUGCUGAAUCAAUUUUUUUCAUAAUAAAUAAUCCUUUUUUAAUAAUAUAGACAAGUUUUGAUUUAAGUUUUUUAUUUUUAUUUCUAAUUUUGAAAUAAUGUUUUUUUUUUAUAAAAUUUACUAUAAUUUUAUUCAAUUUAAACACGUAAAUUCAAUUUAAAAUUAAAUAUAAUUCUGUAUUUUAGUGAUUUCGUAAUUGUUUUCUGUUUUUGUAAAUUAAAUAAAAAUUCAUAGAUUUAAAAAGAUUUUACAACUGAGCAAAAAACCGGAAAAACAACGUAUAGAAAUAAAUAACUAAAAUGCGUUUUAUUUUAUAUAAUUACGAUGACUAUUAUUUUUUUCUAUAUAUAUUCUUCUUAGUUGCUUUCAAAUUUUUAUUUGUUUAAAUUAAAUAAGAGACAUAAUUGUAUCAACGCCACCAACAGAUGUUUUAUAUUUAUAACACAUUUAUUAAAAAAGAAAAAAUGCAAAUUACACAAAUAAACUCAAUGACAACAAAUACACAGCAAAAACAGAAAACAAAAACACGUACAAGUUGGUGAAUGGGAGAAAUCGAGGAUAAAACGUAUGCAUAGUGAUGAGAUAAAAAGAGAAUUUGAAUGAUGAAAUGGAAAAAAUACACAAAAAUUAAAAAAAAAAAACAAAAAAAAAAAAUUAAUAAAAUAAAAAUAUAUAAAAAAAUAAAUAAAUGAAAAAUAUACUUUAAGUCGGUUGCCUGAUGACAGUUAUAGAAGAUAUCACUCCAACGUUUAAUAUUAAAAAUACAAAUAAAAAAUUACAUUGCAGUUUAGUUAAAAGAAUUUAAAUUUAAAAAGCAACAAAACAAGAUUCUAUAAAAAAACUUAUGACAAAUUUUUAAACUAAGGCAAAACAUACACACCGCUCUUUCUACGCUCUUCUUCACACACUCUUUUGUAUAGUUAAAUGAUAAAAUAGUCUAAACAUUAUAUUAUAUAAAAUUAAUUAAUUAAACAAAAUAUGAAAACAAACAAUUAUGAUAUAAAAAUUACAAAUCGCAAAAAAUCCUGUAAAAUACCAUUUAGUAGUAAUUUAAUGAAAAGAAAACAAAAACAUAAAACUGAUAAGCAAAUAAAGAAAUUAUGUUUACAAUAAAAUUAAAUAAUUUAACAAAUAUGUAUAUGUAUAUAGAAUUAAAAAUAUAUACGUACAUGCAUACAAGCAUACAUCUGUAUAAAUGAUUACACAAACAUAAUUAAUCGAUAGCGAUAGUCGAGAGGAGAAAUCUAAACAAAAUCUAUCGAAAAAAUAAAAAUGAAGUUAAAUAAUACAACUUCAGCGUAAUUCAGAAACAAAAACAAAAAAAUUAAAUAUUGUAUUUAAAUAAAAAAAACGCAAAACAAAUACAAAAAAUCAUGUAUAAGCGAUACAUUUAAAUAUAAAUAUACAUAGUAAUGAAAUAAACUAAAUUAAAUAAAUAAAUAAUAUAUAUAAAUAUAUAUAUAUAUAUAUAUAUAUACGUAUAUAUAUACAAAAUACGCAUAUUUAACUUUAUAUGUAUUAAGUACUUGGAACUCGUAAUUUUAUUUGCAUUGAGCCGAUCAUUGAUUGAUAUGAUCAACAUGCUGGUGAACGUGAUGUUCAUGAUGAUGAUUGUGAGUAUGCUGAUGCUAAUUAAAUUAAGUUAAUUAAGUCGUUAAGCAAAAUACAUAUUCACAUUCAUAAUUAUAUAUGAUUAUAUAUAUAUAUAUUUGGAUCAUCAUAUGUACGUGUAUGUAUGUGUAUUAUGAUAUUGAUGUUAAAUUUAAAAGUGAACAAUUAAAAACAGAAGAAAAUGAAAGAACAAAAAUAAAAUCCACAUCAAUGUCUCACGAGUUAGAAAUUACAUAAAUGAAAACUUAAGCGAAUUAUAGCAUGAAAUGAGAAAAAAACAAAAA